AUGCACCUUUUAUGCAGUUAUAACGUCAAGUUCGUUUCGGCUACAAUUUUUGAUGACGACGUUAAGAAAAUUCUAAAAAAGACUGUAAAGGCCUACUUCCAUGAUAUACGUGAUCGCAUAGACAAAAGGGAUAGCCGGCGAAGAGUUGCAGUUGACAAUAAGAAAAGUGAUCAGAGGAUCUCUCCUGACACUUCAAUGGAUCUACUUGACGAUGGGGAAAAUUAG
Molecule: messenger RNA, 225 nt
Organism: Trichobilharzia regenti
Lineage: Eukaryota; Metazoa; Platyhelminthes; Trematoda; Strigeidida; Schistosomatidae
Source: the annotation of a GenBank genome assembly